Molecule: messenger RNA, 2409 nt
Organism: Limulus polyphemus (Atlantic horseshoe crab)
Lineage: Eukaryota; Metazoa; Arthropoda; Merostomata; Xiphosura; Limulidae
Product: zinc finger protein 260-like
Exons: 6
Coding region: 119-1933 (604 amino acids)
Biological process (GO): regulation of transcription by RNA polymerase II
Cellular component (GO): nucleus
Molecular function (GO): RNA polymerase II cis-regulatory region sequence-specific DNA binding; DNA-binding transcription activator activity, RNA polymerase II-specific
Source: RefSeq, a predicted model, not a curated record
AUCUUUUUAAGGGUAACUGCCUUCCCACAACUAGCUGUAGACACUGAAGACAGUAAGAAUUUAGACGUUAUGGGUAAUAUACAGGUGAUGCCUCUGUGUUAUCAUUGAAGUAUUAAAUAUGAAGGUGGAACCAUUUUCUGAUGAGAAGCAGAAUGUUUUGUUGGAUAUCAAACUGCUGAAAAAUGAAGAUGAAACUUUCACAAUAACUGAUACUCCAGGAAAAGUUGAUUCCUUGGAAGAAAGUUUUCUACAUACUGAUUUGAAAUUUGGUAAAACAAAAGAAAGCAAAGAAACAAACUGUGAUGUAGCAUCAGAGAAAUGUGAGAACAUGUCUGUUCAAGUGAAAAUGGAACAGCCUGAUGAUCUACUACAAGUUGUUUCAAAGUUCAGUUACAGUGAUGAUGAGAAUCAGGAUAGUUCGUUCUAUAAUGUUAUGAACCUGGCAACAGUAACUGAAUUUCAAAGAGAGAUUGAAUCAGGGUUAGAAAGAACAUGUGAUAAAGAGACCAGUGUGAACAUCUGUAGUGGAAGUCAGUUUCCUGGUUAUGUUAUAAAACAAGAAAAUCACUUUACAGAAGACGUAAAAUCCCAAAAUUACAAUAUUAGUGAAGAAACAAAGUUAAAUGGAAAUAACCUAAAAGCAUCUAACAAACAUCAGUGUGAUGAUAAACUAUACAGUUGUGGAAAAACAUUUGAUAACCUAACACAACAAAAGAAGACGUAUUCUGGAAAGAAACCGUAUCAUUGUGUAGUUUGUGGAAAACAGUUUAAAAGAAAUUGUAACUUAAAAAUGCAUAAAAGAAAACACACUGGGAAGAAACCAAAUAGUUGCACAGACUGUGGAAAACAAUUUCAUUGCAAGAGUGCUUUAAUAAUACAUGAAAGAAUACACACUGGGAACAAGAGUACUUUAAAAAAACAUGAAAGAAUACACACUGGGGAGAAACCUUACAAUUGCACAGACUGUGGAAAACAAUUUCGAGACAACAGUACUUUAAAAAAACAUGAAAGAAUACACACUGGGGAGAAACCUUACAGUUGUAGAGUUUGUGAAAAACAGUUUGGAGCAGACAGACAAUUAAAAGCACAUGAAAGAAUACACACUGGGGUGAAACCUUACAGUUGUACAGUGUGUGAAAAACGGUUUAGAGAAAAGUAUUAUUUAGAAAUUCAUGAAAGAAUACAUAGUGAGGAGAAACCUUACGCUUGUGAAGUGUGUGGAAAAUGGUUUAGAGAAAAGUAUUAUUUAAAAAUUCAUGAAAGAACACACACUGGGGAGAAACCAUACAGUUGCACAGACUGUGGAAAACAAUUUGGAAACAAGUGUAAUUUAAAAAGACAUGAAAGAAUACAUACUGGGGAGAAACCUUAUAGUUGUACAGUGUGUGAAAAAUGGUUUGGAAACGAGGAUUAUUUAAAAAUACAUGAUAGAAUACACACCGGGGAGAAACCUUAUGGUUGUACAGUGUGUGAAAAACAGUUUGGAAAAAACAGUGAAUUAAAAAUACAUCAAGGAAAACACACUGGGGAGAAACCUUACAGUUGUAGAGUGUGUGAAAAACAGUUUGGAACAAACAAACAUUUAAAAGUACAUGAAAGAAUACACACUGAGGAAAAACCGUACAGUUGUGCAGUGUGUGAAAAACAGUUUAGAUUGAAGAGUCAAUUAAAAACACAUGAAAGAAUACACACUGGGGUGAAACCUUACAGUUGUACAGUUUGUGAAAAACAGUUUAGAGAAAAGUAUCAUUUAAAAGAUCAUGAAAGAAUACAUAGUGAGGAGAAACCUUACAGUUGUACAGUGUGUGGAAAACAGUUUAGAUGGAAGAAUCAAAUAAAAGUACAUGAAAGAAUACACAGUGGGGGAAACCUUACAGUUGUACAGUGUAUGAAUAAUGGUUGGAACAAAGGGUCACUUAAAAAUACAUGGUAGAAUACACACUGGGGUGAAACCUUACAGUUGUACAGUGUGUGAAAAACGGCUUAGAGAAAAGUAUCAUUUAAAAGAACAUGAAAGAAUACACACUGGAGAGAAACCUUACAGUUAUAUAGUGUGUGAAAAACAGUUUAGAAGAAAGGGUCAAUAAAAAUACAUGAAAGAAUACACAGUGGGGGAAACCUUACAGUUGUACAGUGUGUAAAAAACGGUUUGGAAACAAGGAUUAUGUAAGAAUACACACUGGGGAGAAACCUUAUAGUUGUACAGUGUGGGAAAAACAGUUUGGAACAAACAAACAUUUAAAAGUACAUGGAAGAAUACACACUGUGGAGAAACCUUACAGUUGUGCAGUGUGUGAAAAACAGUUUAGAUGGAAGAGUCAAUUAAAAGUACAUGGAAGAAUACACAGUGGAGGAAACCUUACGGUUGUACAGUGUGUGAAAAACGGUUUGGAAACAAGGAUUAUGAAA